This is a messenger RNA of Paramecium primaurelia, 684 nucleotides long. The record is from the annotation of a GenBank genome assembly. Lineage: Eukaryota; Ciliophora; Oligohymenophorea; Peniculida; Parameciidae.
AUGGAAAGUGUGAAUUUUGCAGGAGAUAAUCCUUAACCACGUUUUGGUCACACAAUUUGUGUUAUAGCCCCUAAUAAAAUAGCAUUAUUUGGAGGUAUAAAUUAUAUCAAAAUUUUAAAGGUGCUGUUGGAGAUACUGGAAGGUAUGUAAUCACAGGAGAUGUCUAUAUUGGAGAUAUAAUUUUAAAAAAAUGGAAGAGAAUUGAAGCCAGUGGAAAUGUNAUAGACAGGAUAAGUUGUAUCUAGAAUUAUUAAUAAUCCAUAAUAACCAAAAGAAAAAUAAGUCAUUACUUUAAAUUCAACUUUAUAAAAAGCAGGUCAAUAAGGUGAUAGUAGUGCUCCAAUUAUUUCAAAUUAUUAAAGACCUACAACAUAAAAUGAAUUAGUCUUAAUAAAAUGUGAAAUUUGUGGAAAGAAUUUUCCAAAAAAUUAAAUUAAUGAACACAUUCAAUUAGAAUUAUAAGAUCCUCGUUAUAGUGAAAUUAAAAAGGAAAUUAAUGAAAGAAGCAAAACCACAACAUUAUAACCAGGUAAUAUGAUUGCUGAACAUCUAUCCUAAUUAAAAAAGAAAAGACCAGAUAUCUUUGAAGAAGAUCAUAGAAAGCCACCACCACCUCCACCACCUUAAUAGAGACCAUAACCUCCAAGACCAGCUCCUCCUCCCCCACCUCCUCCUCCAAAAUGA